This is a messenger RNA of Cololabis saira (Pacific saury), 1539 nucleotides long. It is a transcript of the gene plin3, whose product is annotated as perilipin 3. Lineage: Eukaryota; Metazoa; Chordata; Actinopteri; Beloniformes; Belonidae. The transcript has 8 exons. The coding region runs from base 155 to 1435 and encodes 426 amino acids. Gene Ontology annotation, cellular component: cytosol; lipid droplet. Gene Ontology annotation, biological process: lipid storage; positive regulation of triglyceride storage. The record is from RefSeq and is a predicted model, not a curated record.
ACAGUCCACGCCCACAGAGCGACUUGUUCUUGCUCAACAGCACUACGAAAAGAGGGGAUCGGUCUUGGAGCUGGUUCCUGACGAGCAUCAGCAGGGUCACAGCAGGACAGAGGACCAGCAGGCUGCUACCGAGAGACUGAACCCAGCAGACACAAUGGCAGAUACCGAAAAGACCAAUAAGACUGGAGAUGCAGCAAUGGAACCAGAUACUGGAGACCAGCAGACUGUUAUUUCUCGGGUGGGCAACUUGCCCCUGGUGAGUUCAGCUUGCGGGGUGGUGUCCAGCGCCUACACCAACACCAAAGACAACGUUCCCUUGCUGAAGGGGGUGAUGGGUGUAGCAGAGAGUGGAGUCCGAACCCUGGGAGCUGCUGCCACAGUGGGGUCCAAACCUAUUUUGGACAUGAUUGAACCACAGCUGACCACAGUGAAUGAGUAUGCCUUGAAAGGACUUGAUAAAAUGGAAGAAAAGCUGCCUAUUCUUCACAUACCAGCUGACAAGGUGGUGUCAGACACAGUAGGCAUGAUGUACCAGUCGGUGGCAGGAGCCAAAGAUGCUGUGGUAGGAGCUGUGAUGGGUGGCGUUGAGCUGACCCGGGCAGCAGUCAGCGGAGGUAUCAGCACUGUCAUGGGCACCAGGAUGGGCCAGAUGGUCAGCAGUGGGAUGGGCCUGGCUCUAAGCCGAUCUGAGGACUGGGUUGAGCAGCACCUACCGCUCACCGAAAAAGAGCUAGUUGCUGUUGCUGAAUCUCCCAGCUGUGAGCUGACCGCCACUUCAGCCAACUCCAGCUACUUUGUUCGAUUGGGAAAACUCUCUUCCAAGGUACAGCAGCGAGCCCUAGAGCACUCCCUGGGCCGUGCACAACAUGCCAGGGAUGCCACCUAUUCUUCCUUGGCUCAGAUAACCAGCACUCUGGACCUGGUAGAGAAAGCCCGUGCCAGUCUGGGCACUGCUACCAGUCAAAUGGGAGGAGCCACAGAGCAGCUGCAGCAGCAAUGGGCAGAGUGGAAGCAGAAACAUCAUAAAGCUGGACAAACAGAAUCCGAACUAGAUGGAGCCAAAGAUGAACAUGAGAAGCUGGACUGGCAGGUCCUCUCUAUGGUCCGUGUUCUCAGUCACCAGAUGAAGUCUGCAUGCUCCAGCGUGGUUUCCAGCGCUCAGGGUUUGCCAGGUGCCGUCCAGGACCAGCUGACCAGUGCACGGCAAGCCGCUGAAGAACUGCAGGCCUCGCUAGGAAGUGCUAGCACAAUCACUCCCCACCUUUUGGAGCGAAGUCGUGUACACCUGAAACAAAUCCAACACUCCCUGGAUAGCGUCAUGGAAUAUCUACUUCACAAUACACCCCUAAACUGGCUGGUUGGACCUUUUGCUCCUCAGAAGAUUGAGACAGAAGAAACUGAUGUGAAAAUGGAACAAGCUAGCCAAAGCAACUAGACUUGAAUACUUCUGUAUAGACAGAUGAAUGGUGUACACUGUAGAUAUAACCAUUUAAAAUAAAGUAAUUUGUCUAAUGAGAGGACUUAAUAAUAAUAUAACAA